GGUUUACGCUGUCUUGCACGAAACAGUAACUGUGUGGAUGAGAACUGGCUCCUUCCUUGGAAAUGGACUCCUUCAGCCCCAAGUUCUGUUGACAUAUUUAUUGAUACAUUUUUUGCUGAAGAUGGGAAAUUGGUCCCUGUGCUGAAGAUAGAGUGGAAAGUGGCUACUGAUGCAAGCAUCAUAUAUCUCAAAGGAGCGGAAUUGUCUGUACUACAAUUAAGCAAUAACCGCCAGAUUUGCGCUCAAUUUGACUUUCAAAAUAACUUGACGUUUCAAGUCCGUCCAGAUAAUGGAGGCCGGUGGAAUUUCUCUUUCGAUCGUUUUGAGGUACAGCCAGGCCAAAAGUACCAAGUAACUGUCUAUCAUUUGCCCAAAUUAAGUACUCCGGGGGACUACAACAGGAUUUCAAAUCCAUUCACAGUACCAAGAGGGUCUGCAGCAACGCCUUAAUGUAACAGUCAAGCUGGAAAGGAACCUGAAGAUUUGUUGCAAAUACAAAGUGCAGAUCCAACCAUUCUUUCCUGCCUGUGGUACAGACUGUAUGAGGCAACUAUUUUUAAUCCCGUGUUCUUCUGAUGAUGCCUUAAUUCUUCCUGAUCAAUCCGGAGUGAAUGAUACAUUUUCAGUGGGGCUACCUUGGAUCCACACUAUCAUCUGCAUUUUGUUAAUUGGUUCAGCUAUUGGUUCCGCAAUAUGCAUUACUCGAAGACAAAAAGAAUUAAAUUCUGCAGCAAAAAACGGUGAUUAUGAACUCCAGGAUGUCACCCCUAUGUUGCAACCUCCUCCACCCCUCAAGCCACGUACAGUUUGGAUUGUGUAUUCUGCUGAUCACAAGCUCUAUGUAGACGUUGUGUUGAAGUUUGCUCAGUUCAUGAUCACCGUGUGUGGUACGGAGGUCAUCCUAGACCUGCUAGAUGAACACCAGAUCUCCGAGAUGGGAGCCGUGUGCUGGCUUACUCGGCAGAAACAGAAAAUGGAAGCGCUUUCUUCAAAGAUCAUCGUCUUGUGUUCCCGGGGUACUCGAGCCAAGUGGCAGGCUAUGCUUGGGCACAGGGAACCCAAUGUACACCUGAAGCAAGAUAAUAUGCUGCCAACAGGGGAUCUGUUCACUCCAGCACUGAAUCUGAUUUUACCAGACUUCAAGCAGCCAUCUUGCUUUGGACUGUAUUUAAUCUGCUACUUUGAGGGCAUAAGCCAUGAGAGUGACAUUCCAGACCCAUUCCACGUCACCUCCAAAUAUCAGCUGAUGGAUAAGUUUGAGGAAAUUUACUUCCUAAUCCAGGAUCUUGAAAAAUUUGAGCCGGGGCGAAUGCAUCAGAUUCCGGCCAUCUCACCUGAAAAAUACACUGAAAGCCCCUGUGGCAAACAGCUGAAGGAGGCCUUGCAGAAAUUCCAGACAUGGCAGGAUGAGCAUCCAGAUUGGUUCAAAAGCGAAUGUGUCUGCGAUGAGGAUGAAGAUGAUCUACAACCUCUGAUUGAGGAACUCCCUGAAGAAUUAAUAUUCCCCGGAAAAGGGAUUCUUAAGAAGCAACUGCUUCCAAAGGAACCUGACCCCAAUAGCUGUUGCUUAGUCAAUCUUCUGGUUAAUGAAGAUGACUUGGGAGCAUAUAAACUGACACCUCAGCAUCUGUCACGAGAAGAUCUAUCAUUCCAGACUCUGGUCACUCCUGCUGAGACACCUUCUGUUCAGGUGGUCAGGCCAGCUGCCCUCGCAGAAGAAAAUGAGAUACUCAGUCAUAAAGUGUUGACCAAUGAGGAUUGGCUAGAAAGUGUGCCUAUGAUAGAAGGUAGCGUCCCAAGAAGAAAUAAUGUCAUUCUUCAAGAGGAUUUAUCCUCAGAUCCCCAGGCCUUGCCAGAUGAGGUGAGGCAACAACUGGCGGGAUUGAUGUAUUCCCUCUAUCAACAAAGUGUCAUCCCCUCUGAUAUGCCCCUUUGCCAAGAAGAUGUUCAUGAGCAGCAACAGCAGUUGCUUGAUGAGGCUUCCAAAGUUCAGAGACAGUCGGUACAGUCAGACCAGGGUUAUAUCUCCAGAUGUUCUUCUUUGCCUUCUGAUAGCCCCGUUGAACCGGAGGAAGAAGAGAACCAAGAACAGGAAGGAUGUUGGUCUGCUGGGCAUCUCACUGCAGAUGUCUUAAGUAGUCUCAAAAGUCUUCAGCAGCAGUUGCUUUUCCAGGAUAUCCAGAAAAACUCUAGCUAAGGUCCCUUGGGAGAAGGAAGGGAGAAUUGCUUCUCUUUUUCAAACAGCGAGACAACCCAUGACUGAUGAGGUCAUUCUUCUUGCAGUAUGUAAUAUAGACCCUCAUUAUUUCCCCUCCCCUUGUGACCUUUGAGAGCCCUGGUGAAGCACCUCCCUCCUCUUCCUCAGCUGAUUCACAACUGUCUGUAACUUUACUAGAGGGAAGGAGAACAAAGAGAGGAAGGGGGCUCAACUAUCCCUGGCACUUGCCCUUUCUGUUUCCAAAUAUAAUACAGGCUUGCACUUUCCCUUCCGUUCACAAUCCUCAGAAGAACCCCUCCUCCUGCCCUCAGCUGACAUGUGGAACUGCCAGCCACUUUGUUGUGAAGAGGGAGAACUAUGGGAGUCACGGACUUCAAGGAAAACUGCAUCCUCCUUCUCAUUCUGGCAUGUCCCCAAAGGAUCCCUCUCCAGAGAGGAAGAAGGCUCAUCUCAACGAACCCUAUCUCUCACCAGCAGGCAUCCAAGUUACUCCCUCAUUCUUCCCUUACUAGCCACUACCAUUAAGAGUUUUAAAAUGUUGACCAUGAUUUCAAAGCUGCCAAUGGUCACUUGUCUGUCAGGUCUUGCUACCAGCCAAUUGGGCAUAGGGGCUAGAGGAAGACUGGAAAUAGGGUAGGUAUGUGCCCCUCCCAUCUUUCCUUCUGCUAUGCAACCUAUAGUUUCCUGGAAAGUAUAGUCAGGGAAGUAUGGCAUUAAAACAUUGUCAAAUUUCAAUCCUACGGGAGUCAUGGCUCCCAGAUUUUGGAUGCACUCUGUAAAUUGGUCCAUUUAAAGUACAUUGAUUCAACACUUGUUGCUCUAUGAUGCACCGUUUUACCCAAUUGAAAGCUGCCAAUUAUCGAACAGACGCAAGAGUUUUAGUAGUACUGUAUAUAAGUUUAAUGGCUGUUUGUUGGAUUGUGCAGCGUUCAACCUAAGCUAAAUAGCAGUGUGCUAUGGUGAUACAAACUGCCUCUUAAGAAUACAGGCAUAGCCAAAGAAGAUCAGGAGAAUUCGCCAAAUAUUCUGAAAGCUGCUCUGAAAGUAAGAAGUAUUAAAACAGGGGGGGAAAAACUGUAGGUGACAUGAAAAAAAUGUCUAGUCCAGCACCAUUUUCUCCACUGUGGCUGAUAGCAGAAUAUCUGUGAAUUUAGCAGUUGUAAGGCAAAUCAGCAAGAAUUGCCAGUCUCUUUUUAUACAAGUAUUCACUUUUGUAACUAUGGUCACAAUUUGUAGCAAUGAAUUUUGUCAGCCAGUUUUGCCUUAUACAGAGAAGUGUUUUCUGUCACCUCUGUUAUUUAAUUUUAUAGUAUUAUCUGCAUUUCUCUUUAUUACCAGCAAGGAAGAAAAGCUCUACUUACCUUAUGGCCUUGCCCCCUUCUCUCUUUUGUACCCGAUGUCACUUUGCUUUUUUUCCUGAACUAUAGUAUCCGAAACACUUUGUCAGAAUUGGUAACUGAUCAGUUGGACAGCUUAUUUAUGCAAUUUCCUAUGCUAGGAUGCCUAUGUUGAGCUAAUAUGGCUAGAGUUGUUAACUGAAUUCAAGUCUAUUCAACUAUAGACUGAUAUCGGUUGCUUGAUUUUCAGGUCUUUUUAUAAAAUAACUUCCCCCUUUUAUGAACUGUCCCUAUUUCAUAGGCAGAGUAGGCCAGUGAGUCACGUUGUCCAGCCUUAAAAUCUUUCCUUAGUCUUUUCUAAGACUAAGGGGGGGGGGGAGAGAGAGAGUACUGGGAUAUGUGGCCAGGGUGGGCGUGGCCAGCUCGACAUCAGUCAUCGAGGCUUUGCUACCUCCGCAACGGCCGCAUACAGUCUCCCCGAGCUCUGUUUUCGUUGGCAGAGGCACAGUGGGCCAAGCCUUCACUGUUUCCAGGGUGAGCCCUUGGGCCAAAUCUAAGCACCCCAUGGGCCGGAUCCGGUCCGCGGGCCUUGAGUUUAACACCCCUAAUGUAAAUAGUAUAUAGUUUUACAUUUCUACAGUCUUCCUGGUGCUCCCAAGUGAUGCUGUGGCUGCCUGGAGACCUUAGGGACCUGGAUGGAGGACAACAGGCUUCACUGAACCUUGUCAAGACAGAGUGGCUGCGAGGGAAGGCGACCUCAGGAUCUGAUUAUCUAUCAUUUUUAGUUCUGUAUGUGGUUAUACUACUCCAGACAGAUCUGGUGCGCAACCUGGGAGUUUCUCCUGGAAUCGCAACCCUGUGCUCAAACAGCAGGUGACAGACGUUGUCUAGGAGAGCCUCUACACAACUCUGAGUUGUGCACCAGUUGCCCCUUGAUCUGGAUCACGAGGCCACAGUCAGUCAUACCCUAGUCAUCUCUCAGUUGGAUUACUGCAAUGCUCUGUACAUGGGGCUACCUUUGAGGAGUAUUUAGAAACUACAGCUGAUGCAGAAGACAGCAACACGAACAGUUCUGAGGGCCUGUAGGGUGGCAUGUGUAACUGCUGUAGCACAAGCUGCAUUCAUUACCAGUUUGCUUCCAUGCUCUGCGCAUGCACGGAAGGUCCUGCACAUGUGGAUAGGUGGUGCAAGCGAAGCAAGCAAGCACACUCACAUUGCUACCAAACUGGUAGCAAAGAUAAGUGGAUUUCACCCCUGCUACAUAGAAAUUGAAAAGGCUAUUAAAAGAUCCAAGUACGUAGGUUAAUUCAGUUCAAACUCAGUUAAAUAGCAGCCGCUGUACAGGAUUUGGGAAAAGUAAUUUUCCAACUUGAUUAUCUUAUGCUCUUCAUACAUUGUGAAACCUGCUUUCUUGCUAAUUACAUCAAUAUAUUAAAGCAAAUGAGCAUGUGUUUUUUUCAACUAAUGAGCUUGUAGCCUACUGGAAAUUGCUCUGCAGUAUCUUUCAAUGUUUAUCAUUGAUGUUCAAGCUGGUUAUUUUAAUUUUACACUCUGUCUUUUCGGGUGUAGCUUUUAUUAGACAAUUAAAUUAUGUACUAUAUUUUUUCAGCGUCUCUGGCUUAAUUUAAAUUUGCAAAUAAAUGAAUCCAUAUUUUUAGUAAUGUAUUAAUCAGAUUGUUUUGUUUUGCAUUUGCAUGUUUACUACUUUUGGCCAAGCUUGGAAAUGAGCAGUUAGAGAAUACCGAACAGAGGCUAAACCUGUUUCAUUUUUUACCUAAAUAUUUAAAGAGCAAGUAUCCGUUAGCUAAGUCAGAAAACUGUGGCUAACUCAUAUCUAAUUAUCUAUAUAUUAGAAAUAGGAAGAAUUAAUAAUUAACACUUCAAGUACUUUGCAUUUCAAAGACACAGUACAUCAAUGGACAGUUCACAAUAACAAUGUUAUUCUAAUAAAAGUUUGGAAUAUUUUAUGUAACAAAUCUUUUCUUACAAAUGCCCUGAAAUGAUGGAACAUAAAGAGUAUUCUUCAUUUUCCUCCUUAGGUCAGUCUUUCAUAACCAUUUUUUACAUAGUUGUAGCUGUUAGCAAGUUUCAUGUCAAAUUUAAAUACCUGUUAAAAUAUGCAAAAUUUAUCUUGAAACAUUAAACUUUGUUAUAUAUUUAA
Thamnophis sirtalis is the source of this 5716-nucleotide messenger RNA. NCBI's taxonomy places the organism in Eukaryota, Metazoa, Chordata, Lepidosauria, Squamata, Natricidae. The record is from RefSeq and is a predicted model, not a curated record.